Messenger RNA from Salmo salar (Atlantic salmon), 9296 nucleotides. NCBI's taxonomy places the organism in Eukaryota, Metazoa, Chordata, Actinopteri, Salmoniformes, Salmonidae. The record is from RefSeq and is a predicted model, not a curated record.
GACUUAGACUGUGUUGCACGAUCUGUACUCUAAACUCUGCUCGAUACAACUGGAGGCUCUGAGAACAUACUGUAGCCAUCUGGACUCUGCUAGAUACACCUCAACCAGUGUCUGAUUCUUUGAUUUUUCUUUGGAUGCUCUGAGAACGCUCUAGGCACUGUUCUGUAGCCAUGCUGUGUGGUCUAAGGAGGGACGUGAAGAACAGCUUUGAUGAUGGUCCUUACUCUAAAGGGAACAAGGACUCACAGGGGACAGACAAUUCCUUGCCCUCCAGGAGACAGAGUAUCCCAGAAGAUCUGCGGGGCGUGACGAUAGUAGAGCUGAUUAAGAAGGAAGGCAGCACCUUGGGCCUCACCAUCUCUGGAGGAACAGACAAGGACGGAAAGCCCCGCGUCUCCAACCUACGACCAGGAGGACUGGCUGCCAGGAGUGAUCAGCUGAAUGUUGGCGACUACAUCAAGUCAGUGAAUGGUAUCAACCUGACCAAGCUGAGACAUGAAGAGAUCAUCAGUCUGUUGAAGAACGUGGGAGAACGAGUGGUGCUGGAAGUAGAGUACGAACUGCCCCCUUCAGCACCAGACAGCACAUCAGGUGUGAUUUCCAAGACAAUCGAGAUAUGUUUGCACAAAGAAGGGACCAGCUUCGGCUUCGUCAUGAGAGGGGGCUCGCACGAAGACUGGAACAAAUCACGCCCCCUAGUGGUGACGUACGUCCGGCCGGGAGGUCCUGCAGACAGAGAGAGCACUCUGAAGCCGGGCGACCGUCUGAUGAGUGUUGACGGGGUACCUCUCCACAGUGCCAACCAUGGAGAUGCCCUCACCGUGCUCAACCAGUGUGGUCAGGAGGCCCUUUUCCAGAUCGAAUAUGACGUCUCUAUCAUGGAUACUGUGAUUAAUGCAUCUGGUCCCCUAUUGGUGGAGAUCGCCAAAUCACCGGGGGCAGCUCUGGGUAUCACCUUGACAACCGCCACCCACAGGAACAAACAGGUCAUCGUCAUCGACAGGAUCAAAGCAGCUAGUGUGGUGGACAGGAGUGGAGCCCUCCAUAUAGGAGACCACAUCCUGUCCAUCGAUGGGACCAGCACGGAGCACUGUUCAGUCCUGGAGGCCACACAGCUAUUAGCCAGCACCUCAGACCAGGCCAAGCUAGAGAUUCUCCCCGCCCACCACAGCAGACUGCCCAGCAAACCCCAGGACACUGUGAAGGUUCAGAAGAGUGACAACCCCCACUCGUGGGACCCCUGUGUGAAUUACUGUCCCCCCCAGCAACCCUCCUCUCACUGUAAGACCAACACUAAUACCUGGACCACUUCCUCCAACCCCUCCAGCACACAGGAGUACUGCAAAUCCCUAGUGUCGACCAACUUCUCCCCUGGUUCCACCACCACCACCACAUCAGGUCCUGGGUCGACCAGCCAGAUCUCCAGUACCCUGCCCCGUACAGCUGUCCCCAUGAGUCCACGCAACUCCAUGAUGAAGAGACGGCAGAGGAAAAAAGAGCAUAAGAGCUCAUCUGUGUCACUGGCAUCCAGUACAGUGGGUCCUGGUGGUCAGAUCGUCCACACAGAGAGCAGUGAGAUCACCCUGAGAGGAGACCCUCUAAACGGCUUUGGGGUCCAGCUACAGGGAGGCAUCUUCGCUACAGAGACCCUCUCUGCUCCCCCGCUCAUACGUUUCAUAGAGCCGGACAGCUCGGCCGAGAGGUGCGGCCUGCUGCAGGUUGGAGACAGACUCCUGUCCAUCAACGGAAUCCCCACGGAGGAUGGAACACUGGAGGAGGCCAAUCAGCUUCUCCGAGACGCCGCUCUGGCCAAUAAGGUCUCUCUUGAAAUAGAGUUUGACGUCGCAGAGUCUGUUGUGCCCAGUAGUGGAACAUUCCAUGUGAAGCUGCCUAAGAAGAGAGGGGUGGAGCUGGGCAUCACUAUCAGUGCCAGUAAGAAGUCUGGAGAGCCUCUAAUCAUCUCAGACAUAAAGAAAGGCAGUAUGGCUCACAGGACUGGUACCCUGGAGCCAGGUGACAAGCUGCUGGCCAUAGACAACAUCAGACUGGAGAACUGUUCCAUGGAAGAUGCCUGUCAGAUCCUACAACAGGCAGAGGACCUGGUCAAACUCAAGAUCCGCAAGGACGAGGACAACUCAGAUGAACAGGAGACGUCUGGUUCUAUCAUCUAUACGGUGGAGCUGAAGAGAUAUGGAGGCCCCCUGGGCAUCACCAUCUCAGGCACAGAGGAGCCCUUUGACCCGAUCGUUAUCUCUGGCCUCACCAAGAGGGGCCUGGCUGAGAGGACCGGAGCCAUCCAUGUGGGAGAUCGUAUCCUGGCCAUCAACAGUGUCAGUCUGAAGGGAAAGCCGCUCAGCGAGGCCAUUCACCUACUACAGAUGGCCGGGGAGACGGUCACACUCAAGAUCAAAAAACAGGUCGACAUAGCAGACGAGAAGAAGAAGGAUGGAGAGAUGGAGAAUGAUUUGAGUGACACAGAGGACAUAUCAGACAUGACAGACUCUCAGAAGACCAACAAGCUGUCAGAGAUCUACUCCACCACCAUACCCAGUGUGGACUCUGCCAUGGAGUCCUGGGACGGAUCCGGCAUUGACGCCGGCUACGGAAGCCAGGGAACCUACAUCCACCAGGCAGCAGGCAUCGCCCUGCACCCCCAUGAGUGGAGGAGUGCCAAGCAAAGGAACAGCCCCCCACCCCCGGCCCGCCGUAGUAAGAACUACCCUUUUAGUGACGGGGGCUUCAGUGAAGACGACUGGGACAAACCGUCAGGAUACACCAGCCAGCCUCAUAGUGACGGCAUCAUGCUAGACCACGAGGACAGUUUCUGGUGUCAGGCCCUGGAAGACUUGGAGACCUGUGGACAGUCUGAGCUGCUCAGAGAGAUAGAGGCAUCCAUCAUGACAGGCAGUGCCAUCAGUAUUGGGGUGGAUGGUAACAAGUCCCAUAACGUCUCCCACCCUGGGGACCCCGUCAGCCAGCCCCGCGUCAGCCCUCUACGGAGGAGCUCCCUCCUGCACCACGAUGCGAAGACACACCUGCACCAGGAGGUCCACCUCCACCAGGAGGCCCAUCUGCCCCCGGAGGCCCAGCUCCUGCACCACGAGGCCAGGACCCAGCUGCAUCAUGAGGCCAAGGCCAAGAACACACUCCGGGUGUCUGAGAAGACCUGGGAAUCCCGCAGAAUCAAGGAGGAGAUGCAGGAGAUCUUGUCCCCGACCCCUCUUGAGCUACACAAGGUGACGGUGAUGAAGGAUCCAGAGAGCGAUGACUUCGGCUUCAGCGUAUCUGACGGGUUCCUAGAGAAAGGUGUUUAUGUCAACAUGAUCCGUCCCGAGGGCCCGGCGGACCGCGCAGGCCUGAAGCCAUAUGACAGGAUCCUACAGGUGAACCAUGUGCGUACCAGAGACUUUGACUGCUGCUUGGCUGUCCCCCUGAUCACAGAGGCUGGGGACAAGCUGGAGCUGGUGAUCAGCAGGAACCCUCUGGCCCAGCAACUGCACCAUGAACAGGACUGUCUGGACCAGGACCAAGGCCUUCUCGUCUCUGCACUGCAGUCCAACAGUAGGGAACACCACCACUAUAGCACCACCACCCGAGCCAUGGACCUGUGAUUACAGACACGCAGUAAAGACACACAGAACCACAGACCAGGACUAAGGACUACUGACUUCUGCACUGCAGUCCAACAGCAGAGACCACCUCUACAACUAGAUCCAUGGGCCUGUGAUUACAGACACAGACUACAGUCCCACCAAGCCACAGACCACUACCAUGGAACUGUAUCUGAAUUUACAACCGCACACAAAACCAUGUGUUUACAGACACACUAAUGACCUGUGACUUUACAAACAAAAGACACACAGUCAAAGACAAGCGCCAUGGACCUAUACAUACUACAGAUACACAGUAUAGACAUGCAGAGCCGCAGACCACAACUUUGAACCUGUGAUUACAGACACACCAUGCCUCAGACCUGUAACUACAGACCUGUAACUACAGACCUGUAACCACAGACCUGUAACCACAGACCUGUAACCACAGACCUGUAACUACAGACCUGUAACUACAGACCUGUAACUACAGACCUGUAACCACAGACCUGUAACUACAGACCUGUAACUACAGACCUGUAACUACAGACCUGUAACCACAGACCUGUAACCACAGACCUGUAACCACAGACCUGUAACCACAGACCUGUAGCUACAGACCUGUAACUACAGACCUGUAACUACAGACCUGUGACCACAGACCUGUAACUACAGACCUGUAACUACAGACCUGUAACCGCAGACCUGUAACCGCAGACAUGUAACCACAGACCUGUAACCACAGACCUGUAACUACAGACCUGUAACCACAGACCUGUAACCACAAACCUGUAACCACAAACCUGUAACUACAGACCUGUAACUACAGACCUGUAACCACAGACCUGUAACUACAGACCUGUAACUACAGACCUGUAACUAGAGACCUGUAACCACAGACCUGUAACUACAGACCUGUAACCACAGACCUGUGACCACAGACCUGUAACUACAGACCUGUGACCACAGACCUGUAACUACAGACCUGUAACCACAGACCUGUAACCACAGACCUGUAACCACAGACCUGUAACUACAGACCUGUAACUACAGACCUGUGACCACAGACCUGUGACCACAGACAUGUAACUACAAACCUGUAACCACAGACCUGUAACCACAGACCUGUAACUACAGACUUGUAACUGCAGACAUGUAACUGCAGACCUGUAACUGCAGACAUGUAACCACAGACCUGUAACCGCAGACCUGUAACCACAGACCUGUAACCAUAGACCUGUAACCGCAGACCUGUAACCGCAGACCUGUAACCACAGACCUGUAACCAUAGACCUGUAACCGCAGACCUGUAACUGCAGACCUGUAACUGCAGACCUGUAACUACAGACCUGUAACUGCAGACAUGUAACUACAGACCUGAAACUGCAGACCUGUAACUACAGACCUGUAACUGCAGACAUGUAACUACAGACCUGUAACUACAGACCUGUAACUACAGACCUGUAACUACAGACCUGUAACCACAGACCUGUAACUACAGACCUGUAACCACAGACCUGUAACCACAGACCUGUAACCACAGACCUGUAACUACAGACCUGUAACCACAGACCUGUAACUACAGACCUGUAACCACAGACCUGUAACUACAGACCUGUAACCACAGACCUGUAACUACAGACCUGUAACCACAGACCUGUAACCACAGACCUGUAACUACAGCCCUGUAACUACAGACCUGUAACCACAUACCUGUAACUACAGACCUGUAACCACAGACACACAGAGACAGAAACACAGACCAGCAUCACAGACCUGUGACACUACUAUACAGAUAAAAAUUAAAGGUGCACAUACAAAGUUGACGUGUUUACUACGUACAUCCCUGGACCUGUGACCAGGUGUUCAACUGACACGGAACCACAGACACUACCCGUGGAGGCUGGACUUGUACCAACAGCUACACCGUACAGACUCACAGAACUCUGUCUUCAGCCCUAUCAAACACGGUAAAAAAAAAUGUUAAGAUGUUUUUACAGAUUCCUUUUUACCCCAAGUCUCGUGUUUCCUGUGUUGUCAUUAUGUCAACCCCUUAUAUAAAAAAAAUGAAGAAACAGUUGACCUGUGACCUAUUCUGAAACUGCUUUUGUUUGUUUGAGUCUUCAAAAAGCAGAAGCCAUUUCGGCAUGGAAAAGCACACGCAUAUGAACACACACACACACACACACACACACACACACACACACACACACACACACACACACACACACACACACAUACACACACACACUGUUGACAGAUGGUGAAGGAGGACAAUGCAGAAGCCUGCUGCUAUUGGGGGGCUGAUGGGGAUAAUAAAACGAAAGUGUUUGGUCCUUCAGCAAAGACUUUUAUAUGGACAUAUUGUGGUCAGUCAGUGGUCAGAUGAAAGACGUUUAUAUGGACAUAUUGUGGUCAGUCAGUGGUCAGAUGAAAGACGUUUAUAUGGACAUAUUGUGGUCAGUCAGUGGUCAGAUGAGUAUUUACACUGCAAUCCUUUUUUAUUUGUGUGUAUUGAUUGAUGCGCUUUCAUAUUUCAACGCUUUGGCCAAACGGAUUUACGGAUGCCCUCAAGCAACAGAGACAUAAUAGUAAUCCAAUGAGUAAAACCAUUUCCAGGUUAUGCUUGUUUAUCCUACUGAUGUAUUCUUCAGUUUGUCCUCCUUUCUGUCCACUCCCUCUGUUUAUCUACCCCUCUACCCCUCUGUUCAUCUACCCCUUUACCCCUCUAUCCCUCUGUUCAUCUACCCCUCUAUCCCUCUACCCCUCUAUCCCUCUAUCCCUCUAUUCAUCUGCCCCUCUAUCCUCUAACCCUCUAUCCAUCUGCCCCUCUAUCCCUCUAUCCAUCUGCCCCUCUAUCCCUCUGCCCCUCUAUCCAUCUACCCCUCUGUCCAUCUACCCCUCUACACCUCUAUCCAUCUACCCCUCUAUCCAUCUAUGCCUCUACCCCUCUGUCCUGGCACCAUGUCCCCAUGUGCCAUAUUGGAAUUGGAGGGCACAUAACAUCCUCUCUGAACUAAACUAAAGCCAAGCUGCCACUCCCCCACCUCUACCGGCCAAAUAUUACAAAUGUUUCCCAUGAUGGAAAAUGGCUGGGGCUAUUUUAGACUUACAGUUAAACCUGGGCAUAAUAUAGCAGCACCAAACCCUCUUCCAGCACAGUGUCCAGCUCCCAGCAUUUUUAGCCUUGCUGUUAAGAAGUUAAAGCACAGAGGACACUGAGGCCUGCUUUCAUUUGACCCCCAGGUCAACCUGAAGUAACAACCUCUCUGUUAAUAGAUUUGGGCUCUAUUCAAGCUGUAUCCAUGAAGCGUUACAGAUUCUGUGCUAGUAAUUUAAAGGUGAUUUCCGAUUCAAUCAAUCAAUCAAUCAAAUGUAUUUAUAAAGCCCUUCUUACAUCAGCUGAUGUCACAAAGUGCUGUACAGAAACCCAGCCUAAAACCCCAAACAGCAAGCAAUGCAGGUGUAGAAGCACGUUGGCUAGGAAAAACUCCCUAGAAAGGCCAGAACCUGGGAAGAAACCUAGAGAGGAACCAGGCUAUGAGGGGUGGCCAGUCCUCUUCUGAUUGAGCCGACAUAUGUGGGAACACUACUACUGUGGGAACAUUGCCUUUACAUUCCAGUCUUUCUGCAACACUGAAUUUCUGCGAUACAGAUUGAAUAGUGUUCUUGGUAUUAAUAAACUAUGUGCCAUUGUACUAAUGUACUAAUGACCAAUGGCAGCAAAGUCUUGGUUUUCAUUAGGACACACAACAGAAAACAUUUUCAAAACGUUUUUUACAACAGAAAACAUUUUCAAAACGUUUUAACAACAGAAAACAUUUCAAAACUGUUUACAACAGAAAAAAAAUUCAAAAACGUUUUACAACAGACAAUGAAAAAAGUCCAGCUAGUUUUCUUCUGACCACGACCCUGAGGUAACACCAUAUCUGCUCAGGCCACCUAUUAUUAACCCAUAUAAUCAAUAACUACUAGGAAUAUUGGUUAUGAAACAGGGCUGGUAAAGAAUCGGUCACGUAUCAUCCUUCCAUCUCCUCUAUGCGAGGAAUCCUUCUGCUUGAUUUGAUAUUAAGGUCGAAUUAUAGCGAACACUCAUUAAUCACAAACCAGGGACAAGAGAUCAGAGCUCUCUCUCUGUGAAAAAACAACAACAUUUAAUGGUAGAAAGAAACAGAGAAUUGAAGGAUUUUUAAAUGAAUUACAGUACAGUGCCGUCGUCAUUAUACUGUAGAAAGGUAAUGAAUGCAUGGUCUUACACACUCUCGAUUGCAACGAUAUUUACCAUUCUCAAAUCUUUACAUUGGUGAUCUGGUAUGCUCCCUUUUACACAGUAUUCAUCCAGUCUCCCGAAACAUUCUGCAGCCCCGAAAUAGUUCAUAUCAGUACUGCAUCAUAUCAGCAACUAGAUUAGAUAUACUUUGGUACAAACUUGAUAUGACAUGUUUAGUCAACCACUCGUUAGAAAUUAAGGACUGAGGACGAGGUCUUUGGGUUUCUUGGCUGACAAUGCCGCAAUGCUUUGAGUUUUACUGGAACUCAGCAACGUCCUUCAGUUUCUCUCGCUGGUAAACAUUCUAACCUGGUACCAGUUCUGUUUGUGAUGUCUUUAAAAAAAUGUUUAAAAAAAACUGUGGUCGUCAUGCCAAACAAUGACUGUAGGAGUUGGAGCAAGAAAGCAACAAAUAGAUCCUGGAAGAAGUUAGUAACAUUCCUCUCUGUGUUUCGUUACUUUUUUAGGUUCUCAAAAACCAGUUUCAGUACACUGCUUACAAUGUGGUCAAGAAAGAUAAAAUAACAUGCACCUUCUAGCAUGUCUAGCUAGCAAUGCCAGUAACCAAUGCCAGUUACCUAUGCCAGUUACCUAUGCCAGUUACCUAUGCCAGUUACCUAUGCCAGUUACCUAUGCCAGUUAUUAAAGCCAGGCAAGCAGAAAGAUGUUUGGAAAAAUUAGAAAAGCCACAACUUAGUUUCUAUCCAGGCAAACAAUAAGCUGUAUUAUCUUUCUAAGUCAUCGGAGUGUAUUACAUAUCAGUGAGUAGUCGACAAGUAAACAAGCAUGGCCGUCUCUUUAAGAUUUCUCAGAAAACAUGUUUGCAUGUGGGAAAACGUCUGCCUCCACUAGCUUGUUAUUGAGAAAGAGUAUAUUUAGGACUAUUAUUAGCCCUUUAUCUCUCAUGUGGUCAAGAAAAUUCCUGCCUUCUCUUUAAAAAUCUAUUUUUGAAGCUAUUUUCUUGGUCCCCAGAGCAGCAACCCCUUGCCAAAACACUUUUUACUCGUAAUUAUCUGAGGAUUACUCCAAAUGUUUUCCCUGCCCCAGGAUACGUUCCAAAUGGCACCCUUCCCUACGUAGUGCACUACUGUUGACCAGGGCCCAUAGGGUAGUGCACUACUGUUGACCAGGGCCCAUAGGGUGCCAUUUGGGACACAUAUCCAGAGUCCCGUUUAUACCCUGUGUUGGAAAGCACCAGUUGGGUCUAUGAAGUAGAAAGCACUCAUUGUUCCACGAAAUUUUAGAGAAUUCUCAUAAGAACAAUCACCAUCUCUGUUCAGGCUUGUAUUAUUGCCCACGGAACUGGCUCUGGCCACAGAAUUAUAGACAGUUUCUUUUUCUCCUUUCUCUCUCUCUCUCUCUCUCUCUCUCGCCUUCCCUUUCUUAUGUCUCUUUCCUUUCUCAUAAUUUCACAUACCCUCUCUCUCUUUCUCUUU